GCACCUUUUUUUGCUGCAGAGAUUUUUGGAAUACUUGUUUGUAUACGAUUUUCAGCUUUUCCUUUGUCAUGUCUGGAGUGUUUAUAAGUUCAGUCGGCUUUUUGAGUUUUGUUUUUUUAAAAUCAAUGUUUUUUCUUUAAAAUCAGGACUGAAGUUCUGGAUUGUAGUGCUUUGUUUCUGGUUUGUAAAGCUUGUACUCUAUUAGCUAUUGGGAAUUAAUGCCUGAAUAAAGAUUCAACAGUGUUGCAGAUUGCUUUAUUGGACUUCAGAGGCUGCUGUUCAAAUUAAAGCUUCAUUUGCCUUAUAGCCAUAUAUUUGGAUUAUGACUGGAUUUCUGAGGCAUUUAAGAAUGGUGAAAAUAGUAAUGUAUUGACUGCAAGAAAGGAGGUUUCUGACUUUUCUGCUGAUUUCUAAAAAUAAUUGAAUUCCACAGUUAUUAUUGAGACUGAAUGAAUAUUUUUUCUUUUUUGCUAUCUACACCAUUUUGACGUGUAGCUGUUUGUAAGGUGGAAAUCGAUGAACAUAUCUUUACAGUUAAUGGAUGCUUUCUUGUUUCUGAAAAUUCUAUAAGCAGAUCAUCCAUCGGAUAUUAUUUUAGCAAGAUGCAGAGGGUGCAGUAUGGACGAAUUUUUCUAUCUGUAAAGAGAAAUUACACUGCAGACAACGCACAGAACCAGUGCAGAGAUAUUGGGAGGGCUGCUUUAUCCCUGUAAUAAACUGCUGCCAAGCAAUGGCACCUUUUCAGGACUUGCAAUCUGAGGCCUGAGCCAGACAAUGGUAAUAAUGAACUCCACACUGGACAAAAAUUAUUCUUACCAGCUGUUUUGUCUCCUUGGCAUUGAAUAUUCACAAGCUGCAGGCUUCUGCGUCCUGGAAGUGGUUGUAAUAAUGUUUUUGACUGUGUUGAUUAUUUCAGGGAAUCUCAUUGUUAUUUUUGUGUUUCACUGUGCCCCUUUGCUGAAUCGUCACACUCCUAGCUGUUUUAUUCAGACUAUGGCAUACGCUGAUCUUUUUGUUGGUGUCAGCUGUCUCAUCCCUUCUCUCUCUCUAUUGCAUUUUCCAACAGGAUUUCAUGAAUCUUUGACUUGCAAAAUUUUUGGAUAUGUAGUUUGUGUUUUAAAGAGCGUGUCUAUGACAUCAUUAGCUUGCAUCAGUGUUGACCGAUACAUUGCCAUUACAAGACCUUUAUCAUAUAAUGCUCUAGUAACUCCUUGGAGGCUGCGAGUCUGCAUUAUUUUGAUCUGGAUAUACUCCUGCAUUGUUUUUCUACCUUCAUUUUUGGGUUGGGGCAAACCUGGCUACCAUGGUGACAUAUUUAAAUGGUGUGCUUUGUCUUGGGAUACUAAUACUUACUUUACCGCUUUCAUCGUGGUGAUGCUGUAUGCUCCAGCAGCUUUUACUGUUUGCUUUACAUAUUUCAACAUUUUCCGUAUUUGUCAGCAACAUACAAAAGAAAUAAGUGAUCGGCGUGCCCGCUUUAGCUCACAGGAGGCUGAUUCAGCUGAUAGCCAGAGCUGCCCUGACAGACGCUAUGCAAUGGUUUUAUUUCGCAUUACAAGUGUAUUUUAUAUACUCUGGCUACCCUAUAUCAUCUAUUUUCUUUUAGAGAGUUCUAACCUUUAUGAAAAUUCUCUUGCCUCCUUCCUGACUACCUGGUUGGCAAUCAGCAACAGCUUCUGCAAUUGCGUUAUCUACAGCCUGUCAAACAGUGUUUUUCGGAAAGGCCUGAAACACCUCUCUGGGGCAGUUUGUGCAUCCUGCAGCUGUCAUGUGGAAAACAAAAUGCCACCUGUCGCAAGCAGCAAAAGGUCCACUAAUGGCUGCACUGUUUAGAUAUUACAAAAGUACUGCAAUUGUGGGAAAAUGUGUAUGUUAGACCAAUGCUGGUUUUGUAGUCCUACUUGGAUUAUCUCUGAAGGAAAAUGGAGAAAAUCCGUACAUACAGUUGGAGUAGUACAGUAGUUAAUGCAUGAUUUUGUUUUGAAUUCCAUUUUACCUUUAUAAAUAAUGUAUGAGAGCUUUUUAAGUUGUAAUGAUUAAAAUGAAGGCCUGCAAAGAAUUUUACUAGAAGUGCAUUCAUAAAUGAUAGUCUGUAUAGUAUGUACAAUUAAAUGCCUAUACUUCAGAUGUAACAUCGGAAUAAUAGUAAUAAAUAUUAGUGAAAUUUUUUGCAAAGGGUUUAGAAAUGUUAAUGCAAGUAACUGGUUGAGGCAACUUCUUUAUUUUGUAUUUUAACUUUUUUUUUUUUGGGUUGCCUAUAUGGUUUUUCUUGUGGAUUUGUAGCCACUUCUGAUGUGAUGUUCAAUGUUUAUUUAUUUGUAGCACCGUACUAUGCAAGGGCAAACAUAGCUUAAAAAAAAAGUCAAUGUGCUUCUUUAGAGUCAGACAUUGUGCCUGUUAGUAAACGGUUAACCCACUACAAAGAAUUUUCAAAAUUCUAAUAAGAAAGUAUAACUAUUAGAAAUAAGAAAAGUGAUAUUUGUAUUAAACUAAUUCUGAACAAAGUAAAUUACACAGAGCAGCUUUUGAAAUGUUUUACACAUACAGUAUUUAAUAUCUGUUGGUUGACCAUAUUCUUCAUAUUUUAGAAUACUUAUCUUGCAGACACCAUGAGCUAAGUAUUAGAAUCAGAAUUUAUAAUAUUGUUCUUCCUUCACAAUUUUGUUUUUCUUUUGCUGUCAAAUUUGUUUAACUGAAAUUUUUUAAACAAAAGCUAGGGAAAACAAUUUUCUAGUCUUCUAGCAUGAUCAGGUCCAUUUUGACAUUUGUAUUAUUCUGCUUUAGUUUACAGUUAAUUUCCAUUUUCUGUUUAUAUGUUUAAAAUUUAUGUAUGCAGGCACACACACGCUUUUUAUGUAUGUGAAACUUUAGUUUCCAUGUAAAAACAGUCUAGUCGGCUAAAAUUUCAUAAUAAAUUAAAAAGAUGAUUUAUAUCUUGCAACACAUGUAACCCUUAAUGACUUUUUGAAAUUUCUUUUCUACAUAAUAUUUAACUUUCUAUGCUUCCUGAUAAAGAAUUUUACCUUUGAGUUAGUCUAGUCUGUUAAAUAUCUCGUAGACCCAACAACGGCCUUUAGCACAUGUUAAUAUGAAAGAAUUAGUGAGGUGAAAGGAACAGAAGGGAUUUAUAGGAGUAGCUGCCAUUAUGCAGUUGGAUUUUAUAUCUACUCAUUAUAAAUAUAAACUCUUAAUUUCAAUAAAGUUGUAUUAAAAAGUUUAGUUUUUUCCAUAUAUUGAUGAUCUUUGGGAUAGAUAUGAAUUCUUCCCAACCCUGUGCUUCAUAUUAUAGAUUCACACAACUGUUGGAUUCUUUUAUUAAAAUAAAUAAAUAAAUAAAUAAAAGUACCAGUAAUACCAAGUAGGGAAAGAUCCUGUAAUCAUUUUCAUAUAGUUUUUAUGAUUAUCUGAACUAAAUAAGUGCAGUUAUCCUUUAAGGGACAAUCAUUAAUUUUAGUUUUUGUUCUUUGUAGCCAAACAUGUUUAUUCUGUUGUAUUUUCUAUAACUGUUCUUUUAUUAAGAAUUGUUUAAAAUAUAAUUAAAGACACUGUUUCUCAAUUCUCAUUUUUUAAAUAAUUUAAAACAUUCAGUGGGAAAUUAAGUGAGUUACAAUCAACUGUUUUUAUUACCAUCUUAAAUAAUGGAAACAUGUAUUUAUACUCUAUAUUUUGGCAAACAUUUAUCAUAAUUUGUUAAUCUAUUUUCUUAUUGCAGUUUAAAAAAAAAAGUCAAGAUCAGUGAGUGUGUAGAAAAAAAAUAAAAACAAGCAUCCAGAUAGUACAGAAACUGUGAUUUAUUUAGUUGUUAUUUUUACAACUUAAAAGCUGCAGUUGACAUAUUUAUGUAUGAGCAGCAAAAAUAUUUUCUUUACCUAAGCGCUUAUUAUGUAUUAGAAAAGUUUAACAUAAGAACAUUAGGUACAUGGUACUUCAGAAAGUACAGAUAAGAUAUUGGAUGCAAUCCAACUUGAUAAAGAGUUGAAAUAUUUUUUUUUUUUAAAAGCUAUAGUCCAUUGUGUCCUUUCGCUUUUUGGAAAAGAAUCCCCUGCUUAAAAAAAAGUGUAUACUUUUUUAUGCUACACUUUCUUUAAUAUUUAUUUUCCUUCUAAUUAAAGUGGAUUUGCGAGAGGAAACUCGUACUUUUUUCCUUUUAACAUAAUCGUAGUACAGGCAGGUUAUGAAACUCCAUAUGUAUAUACAAAUCAAAGUGCACAAUAUACACAUUUAUAUGUAUUUUUGCACAUAUAUAUAUAAAUUGCUGUUCUCUUGGUUUUUUUCUUCAUUUCUUACUUGUUUGUUGAUGUAUCAGGUUAAUUUUAACAGUAUUAUGUGAUGUACCGUUUGCUUUUUCUAAUUAUCAGUUGUUUCCUCAACCUACAAUUAGUAUUGCUCUCCAAAUUCGGACAAUUAAGUAGGUGCUAAUCUAAAAAUACUAUUGUUUUUAAAAUCUGUGAAGUAUAAUGAAGAGGGAUAAGAUGGCAUUCCACUCAGAUUGAUCAAUAAGUUUAAUAAUAAAAAUCAAUUUUAGUCUGUGGUACUUUAAAGUUAAUUAAAUGUUUUUUUUCUUUCAAUCACAGUUUCUUGCAUUUCUUACUAAUGCAAGGAUGUUUAAGCUGCAUGUUUGCACAACAGUAGUUGGUUUCCUAAAUUUUUUAUGUGGUAUUCUAUUUGUGAGGUAUAUACAAAUAUUUUAAUGUGAGAUUUAUCUCCUACUCUAGUUCCUAAUAGGAACACUUUAUGAUGAGUUUUCUGUAAGCUGUUCAGCUUCUUACUUAAGUAAAAUUUAAAUUAUUGAGAAAUGACUGAUUUUUCAUGUAAUUUCCAUGUAUGUUACACUUUUAUUGAAUCUGUAUUUAUUAAUAUGUAAUAAUAUCCUAGAGUUUAUUUUUAUUAAUUAUUUAAAGAAGUAGUCAUUUACCAAAAUGUAAGGUUAUUGGAUACUUUUUAAUUAAUUGUCCUGGUGCAUUUUUAUUGUACAUAUAAUAGACGUUAAGUAAAUCCCUUAUGGACUGUGUCAUCUACCACACUGAUUAUUAGCUAUUUUGAAAUAUAUUUCUUGGUUCUUUGUGAGUUUGUAUUUCUAUAUCAGAUUCAUAUAGUUUAACGUAAAAAAUAGUACUUUGCCUAUAGAAGAUAAAAUAUUUAUGUCAAGUAUGGUAUGGUUCCUUAAAAACAAUCAUUAAAUUCAUAUGUAUUCUAGAUUACAGCAGAUGUUUACACUUUGUUGAAUCAUUGUAUGAUAAAUUACCCAUCAGCAGCAUUGGCCAGCAAUGGAUUAAAAGAAAAAUUGGCAUCACGUGCGAUGUCAGUUAUUUUUCAUGUGUUGCAUCAAUUUGAAAAUGAAUUACAAAACCUAUAGAAGUAAAACUGCUAAUUGAAAACCAUGCAGUUUGCUGAGUACAAUGUUGUGAUGUCGUCGUUUUUCAGCAUGCAUACAGGUGUUAGCAGAAUAGCAGUGUGCAGUAGCUGUAUAUAAAUGGUUAAUUAAUUUUGAUCUAUAUGAAAGGGUACAAACUGGUUAAAAAAGUUGCCAACCACAAAGCCAUCCUGGAAAAAACCUGCCUAUAUCUUGGUCUGUAGCUCCUGAUCUGUUUUUUCAGGAAGUUUAAGAUAUAUAUUUGAAUAUAUCCUGAAAGCAAAAUCCAUCAUUCUGAUACUCAUGGCUACAGUACAGUUUCAGUUUCAAAACAACAAAGGAACUUUAUAAAAGCAAUCAGCAUAUGCUAUUUUAAUUUGAUCCUAAACCAUAGCUAAUUGGCAAAUUGUAAUAGAUGUCCAAGUAUAAAAUAUUUAUCUGAGUUUUUAGGCAUUAUUUUAAAUAGAAGCUUGGAGAAAAAAGAACAUUUUAAUACCCAUUAUAUUUGUCAGGUAUGACACAAUGGUUGAAAAUUUGUUCUUAACAAAGUACUGUAUAUCAAUAAUAUGUCAAGUCUUGCAAUCUGAGUCAUGAUUCAUUUUUAUUGCUAUUCUAUUGUUUUAACAAAUGGGAAUGGUAGAUCAUAUCUAAAGAUAAAUUUUGCUGAUUUUAAUGGAGGACCUAUCAUCCACAAAAAUAUGCUUAAUUUAAAAAAAAAAAAAAUCUUUGUUUCUCUUGAUAUUUGUCUAUUGUAUUUUGCAGAAUGAUUUGUUCAAGUUUGCCAGAACUAGUACCGUUUUUAUCAACUAGUCCUUCAGGUUGCUACAGAUUUUUCUGUUAAAAUCUAACCCUUCAGUUUAAUGAAUGAUGGGUCUCAUGUUAGUGUGUUUGCACUUACCCAUUUGACUCCCAUUCAAAACUGCAUGAUUUUCAAAAAAACAAAAAAAAGUGUUUACGCAUAUAAUGCUUAAAUUGAGUCCACAAUAUGGCAUUCAUAGUAGUCUUAUUGUCUUUUGCAUUUCUUCUCUCUGAUAUAUCUUUUCAUGCAUGUAUGUAGUUUUGAGUCCAGUGCUAAGAUAAAAAGUAAAUUUAGGACUACCACCAAAACUUGUAAAUUGUUUUUCCUCUUGAAAUAGGCCUACCUUCAGCCUGGCCUAAAUUUCUCAAUUUUUAGUAACUGAAGAGAAAUCUGAAAAUGUAUUUCAACCUUAAAAGAAAGGGUGGGUGGCUUGACUUUUUAACUAUGUUUCCAGUUAUGUCUGUAACUGCUUUAUAGAUCAUGUGCAAUGGUGGUGUUUGACACUUAAUACCGUCUUUGUGAAAAUGAACAAAUCAUAUGACUUCCAGUAAAAAGGGCUUUUGGGUGUUUUUUAGUAUAAUGGGUUUAUUUUCUUGCACAGUUGAGAGAAAAAAAAAGUUGAACAUCAAAUUCUCCAUAUAUGUCCAUUACCCUUUUUUGUGGAAGUGUAAGUAAUGACUCACAAAACGUUGCACGUCAGACUGUUAAUAUUGCUGAACUGAUGACAUACAGCACAUGUACAGCUUUUUUUUUUUUUGCUCUUUGACGUCUGAAUCACGAAACAGAAUAUAUAUUUUGUAAAUGAGCAUGAAUUGACUUUACUGGGCUUUAUUCCAGUAAAACUCAGAGCUGCUGUCAUUUAACAGUUUAAAAUAUUAAAAAUGACUUUGAAUCUGGACAGGAUUAACAAACAGACAAGGAAGACCCUUCCUGUUGAGUUUCUUCAAACGUCUUUAAGUAGCAAAUUGCUGCUUGGGGAUUCUUCAUUUUUUGUACAACUCAUUCCUUACAUGGAUUAAGGAAUGUUUUCAUACACUGUAGUUAUGCAGCUGGAUAUAUUCAGCUGAGUUUAUCUUUCUGUAAAGCAAUAUUUUUUUAAUGACUUGACACUGUCAUUGCAUGUUACUUAUGAAUAUACAUUUCAGUAUGUCACAUUCCUGAAAUCAAUAAAAAAUUUGCACUUUUGCCAUUACUUAUUUUUUUCAGUAUUUUAAUAUACUGUGAAUUAUAUUGAUGUGAUAACUUUAAUAAGAGAAAUUUUAAUAAAGGAUUUUUUGGUGGUGAGGAUACCUGUUUACAGCAGGUCAUCAUUUUUUGAUAGACAUGUAGGAAAAUACCUCUUUUUCUUAGAGCCAAUUUAUUUUUUAUGGCUAGUGAAAAUGUAGCGCUGUAUAAAUUGCCUCAACUAGAGAAAACAAAGUAUUUCAAAGUUUACCUUUGCUUAUUUUCUUUAUUAGGUUACGUUUUAAAAAUAGAACUCUUUUACUUAGAGGUUUGAUUACAUUUGCUUUUUAUUUAAAGCAUUAUAUCAGUAAUGAUUUCAAGUAGCACAUGGUGCCGUAAUGCUAAGAGAGCUUUAUUUUCACAAAGAUUUGAUUUGGGACAUGAAGUGCCAAAGACCAAGCAAUAUUUUUCCUGUGGGAAAGUUUUUCUUUAAAAGGAAAUCAUCUCAACUAAAUAAAGGGCUAACCAUCUCUAGGGAUAUCCAUUUUUCUCAUCCAUAUUUCUAAGAAUAUGCCAUAUUUGGAUUUAUUCAUUUUAAGUAAUAUUUACACUGGAAUUAAAUGCAAGUGUUGGCAUUAUUUAUCUCUUAUGAGCCUAAUAAAAUCAACAAAAGUGUCUGUAAAAUCAUGGUAAAUGCUUCAUAUGUCAGCAGAGUAGUUUGAAAUUCUCAUUUGUUUGUUGAUUAAACAUUUAUUGUUUUUACAAAGCCUGGUGAUUUUAGCUUGUGUAUGGAAGCUGUUGUUUUAAAAAAAUUACAGUGUAUACAGAUUUGCUGUCAAGUGUCUCACAACAUGGAAAAUAUUCAGUGACUUUUAAUACUAAGAUACCCAGUAUAUAUUUUUUCAUUUUGGAGCUGUGUAUCUGAUUUGCUGUAAAAAUAUUGUUGAAACCCAAAAUGAGUCAUAUACAAUAUAUUCUGUAAUGUGCUCAAGCACCUUCAGUUUUGUAAGUGAUUGGUAUCAUAAAUGGAGUAUGUUAAACUAUUUAUUAGCCUAUCUUGUGUUCCAUGUAUAUCAAAUAUAACUGCAUAAGUAAAUAAACAGUGUGGUAUUUAAUUAUGC
Polypterus senegalus (gray bichir) is the source of this 8437-nucleotide messenger RNA. RefSeq names its product probable G-protein coupled receptor 21. Gene Ontology annotation, biological process: G protein-coupled receptor signaling pathway. The transcript has a single exon. The record is from RefSeq and is a predicted model, not a curated record. Bases 775 to 1833 code for a protein of 352 amino acids. NCBI's taxonomy places the organism in Eukaryota, Metazoa, Chordata, Cladistia, Polypteriformes, Polypteridae. Gene Ontology annotation, cellular component: membrane. Gene Ontology annotation, molecular function: G protein-coupled receptor activity.